Messenger RNA from Triticum turgidum subsp. durum (durum wheat), 1983 nucleotides. The record is from the annotation of a GenBank genome assembly. Lineage: Eukaryota; Viridiplantae; Streptophyta; Magnoliopsida; Poales; Poaceae.
AUGCCAUACACACAGACACAGAACACAAUGAGCCCCCUCGCCGUGGUCGUGACAUCCCUCGCCGUCGUGCUGCUGGCGCGGUGCGCAGCGGCGUAUCCGUGGCAGGUGUGCGGCACGGCAGCCAACUUCACGGCCAACAGCACGUACCAGGCCAACCUCGGCCUCCUCGCCGCGGCGCUGCCCAGGAACAUCUCCUCCUCCCCGGACCUCUUCGCCACCGCUGUGGUCGGCGCCGCCCCGGACCAGGUCUCGGCGCUCGCGCUCUGCCGGGGCGACGCCAACGCCACGGCCUGCUCCGGCUGCCUCGCCAUGGCCUUCCAGGACGUGCAGAACCAGUGCGCCUACGACAAGGACGCCGCCAUCUACUACGACCCCUGCGCCCUCUACUACUCCUCCAACGCCACCUCCCUCUCCUCCUUGGACAACGUCGGGAGGACGAACCGCAUCAACAACCAGAACGUCACGUCCGACCCCGGGCGGUUCAACCGCCAGGUGGCCGCGCUCGUGAACGCCACCGCCGACCACGCGGCGUACAACUCCACGCGCCGGUACGCGUCCGGGGAGGCCGACCUCGGCGGCCAGUUCCCCAGGGUGUACAGCUGGGCGCAGUGCACGCCGGACCUCACGCCGGCGCGGUGCCGUGGUUGCCUCGCCGGACUCAUUGCCGGAAUGCCGAGGCGGUUCACCGACCGCGUCGGAGGGAGAUCUCUUGGGGUCAGGUGCAGCUACCGGUACGAGACGUACUCCUUCCUCGACGGCCCGGUGAUGGUCAGGCUGGCCGCGCCGCCGAGCUCGGCCGCGCCUGCGCCUGCAGUUGGGCCCACGGUUCCGACUCCAGGGGCGGUCGCCGGAGAAAGGAAGUUCAUCGUUACUGCCACGGUCCUUGUCAUUGUGCUGCCUACUAUCGCAGCUCUGGUGAUAAUCAACCUUCUUGUUUGGCUCUGUAUCUGGAGGAGGAUGAGGAGACCACAAGCAGGAGCAACUCAACCAUAUUCUAGUCGUGAGAACAUGGAAAGCGUAGAAUCGAUGCUCAUCGACAUUUCUACGUUGAGAGCUGCGACCGGGGGUUUCGCAGAGAGCAACAAGCUUGGCCAAGGCGGAUUUGGUGCGGUGUACAAGGGUACUCUCCCAGAUGGCGAUGAAAUAGCGGUGAAAAGGCUCGCCAAGAGUUCGACGCAAGGAGUUGGAGAGCUGACGAAUGAACUCCUUUUGGUCGCAAAGCUCCAGCACAAGAAUCUCGUGAGGCUUAUUGGCGUCUGCUUAGAGCAGGAGGAGAGACUGCUCGUUUACGAGUUAGUCCCCAACCGGAGCCUAGAUAAGAUCCUGUUCGACACCGAGAAGCGCGGUCAACUUGAUUGGGGAAAGAGGUACAAGAUCAUAAGCGGAGUCGCACGAGGCCUGCAGUACCUCCACGAAGACUCGCAGCUCAAAGUAGUCCACCGCGACCUUAAGGCGAGCAACAUCUUGCUUGACACCAACAUGAACCCCAAGAUUUCCGACUUCGGCAUGGCGAGGCUCUUCGGGGGAGACCAGACGCAGGGCAUCACCAGCCGUGUCGUCGGAACAUAUGGUUACAUGGCACCGGAGUACGUGAUGCGCGGGAACUACUCGGUCAAGUCGGACGUGUUCAGCUUCGGGGUCAUGGUUCUGGAGAUGGUGACGGGAAAGAAGAGCAACGACUGCUACACCUCCCGGCUGUCUGAAGAUCUGCUGACGCUUGUGUGGGAGCGCUGGACGGCCGGGUCGGUAUCGGGGCUGAUAGACCCGUGCUUGGGCGACAGCUUCUCCCGGACCGACGCGCUGCGGUGCAUCCACAUCGGGCUGCUGUGCACCCAGGGAGACCCGGCGGCCCGGCCGGCGAUGUCGUCGGUGGUCACGAUGCUCGGCAGCGACACGGUGUCUCUCCAGGCCCCGCCCAAGCCGGUCUUCUACGCCAGGAGAAGCUCGGCCACGUCCUCCAGCAUAUCCACGGCGUCAGCUUAG